UUCUUAAAAACAUUGUCAGAUUUAUUUUUAUUUACUUUUUACCCCUUUUCUCCCCGAUUUCGUGGGAUCCAAUUAGUAGUUACAGUAUUUUCUCUUCGCUGCAACUCUCGUACAGACUCGGGAGAGGCGAAGGUCGAGAGCCGUGCGUCCUCCGAAACACAACCCAACCAAGCCGCACUGCUUCUUGACACAAUGCCCACUUAACCCGGAAGCCAACCGCACCAAUGUGUCAGAGGAAACAGUACACCUGGCGACCAUGUCAGUGUGCACUGUGGCCGGUCCCCCACAGGAGUCACUAGUGCGGAAGGGGACAAGGACAUCCUUGCCAGUCAAACCCUCACGACGGCGGGCCAAUUGUACGCCACCCCAUGGGUCUCCCGGUCUCAGCCGGCUGCGACAGAGCCUGGUCUCAAACCCAGAAUCUCUAGUGGCACAGCUAGCACUGCGAUGCAGUGCCUUAGACCACUGCACCACUCAGGAGGCCCAGACAGAUUUUUUCUUUCUGUAGAGAUCAGUCGAGAUGGAGAAAGGUUAUCCCGGGGAUGGUACUUCUGCCCCUCACCCAGGACCUCCCAUGACCUAUGGGGGGACAGCCACGGACCAGGGCCCCCAGCCAGGCUUGUACCCCCAGCCCCCAGGCGGAUACCCUGCCUCCCCUGGUCCUCCACAACCAGGGUUCCAGCCUGGUCCCUACCAGGGAGGUCCCCAAGCAGGUGUGUACACACCUCCACCACAGUACACCUCUGGACCAGGUGGACCGGUGCCAGUCGUGACCCAGGUAAUAAUGACUCCUAGCCUGAUGGAGGUCGGAGGUUCGACCAUGUGUCCCCACUGCCAGCAGCACGUGGUCACCAAGACAGAGACCAACACUGGCCUGCUCACCUGGCUCAUCUGUGGUGGCCUCUUCAUUGUUGG
Oncorhynchus kisutch (coho salmon) is the source of this 915-nucleotide messenger RNA. RefSeq names its product lipopolysaccharide-induced tumor necrosis factor-alpha factor homolog. Gene Ontology annotation, cellular component: nucleus; cytoplasmic side of late endosome membrane; cytoplasmic side of lysosomal membrane. The record is from RefSeq and is a predicted model, not a curated record. Gene Ontology annotation, molecular function: zinc ion binding. NCBI's taxonomy places the organism in Eukaryota, Metazoa, Chordata, Actinopteri, Salmoniformes, Salmonidae.